GUAAAGUCAACCAUUUUGUCAAUAAGAUGAUCGAAACCGGAUUUCUAUUUUUCUGCCCUAAUGUGCAUUUGAAGAUGAGAGUCCUUUUUGAUGGGAAGCUGUACAUUUACUUGUUAUCAUUACCUCAAAAGGCCCAAUACCGUUAGACUAGUUUUUAUUUUCAUCUAUUCAUAUUUGCAAAUGAAACACAAAUCUCAACAUUAACAGAUUUCAACUAUCUAAAUCGACUAAUGAUUCAAUGUACUUCACUUUACUCAACAAAAAUGAAGUUAAAUUCACCAAGUUGUUUCAUUUUAUUUUUGUGUAUUUUGUGCCAAACUAACCUUUUAUUUGUUUCAUCGCUUCCUCUACAAGUUACAUCCACAUUACCAACUUCAUUAACAAAAGUGAACUCAUCGAUUCAACAUAAUUUUAACACAACUGAAUGGUCAAGAAAUGACAAAGUUGAACGACGAGAUGAGUUUCCUGACGACCAAAACAAUUUAAGUCCUGGUAAGCUUGUUGCAAAUGGUAUUGGACGAAUGAUCAGAGCUUAUAAUAGUGUAGUCGAAACUAUCUUCCUGCCUUUCAAUUUGGCAACUGAAGUAUUUUUCGCUGGUUUGGGCAAGUUGUAUCCAAUCGGUUGAAUUUUCGGACCGUGUAAACCUUCAUCGA
Tetranychus urticae (two-spotted spider mite) is the source of this 654-nucleotide messenger RNA. RefSeq lists its product as uncharacterized. The record is from RefSeq and is a predicted model, not a curated record. Lineage: Eukaryota; Metazoa; Arthropoda; Arachnida; Trombidiformes; Tetranychidae.